AUGGCCUUAAGGCUUAACUUCACCUCUUUUUCCUUAAUUAAAGUCCUAAUACUCCACAUCUCCCUCUUAAGCAUCACCCUAAGAUAUGUCAAAACACAAGAGAAUCAUCAUGAUAUAACUAAACCAACAAUUAUAACAUCACUCACUUUCUUCAUGCAUGAUAUUCUAGGUGGAUCAAACCCUUCAGAAAGAAUUGUGAAUGGCAUCAUUGUCAACACACAAAAAACCACUAACAUUCCUUUCUCAAAACCAAAUAACAGAAAAUUCCCUAUUAAAGGUAGCAUACCAAUUUUUGAUACUAGUAUUAGUACAAAUAUUUCUCCCUCAACCUCAAGCACAACAAUGAUAAAAAACAUUGACAAAAACAAGGUGAUUAUAGAUAGUAGUAACUCUAACUCACUUCCAUAUGUUACGCCGAAUCAUCUUCCACUAGGAGCAACAUUAGAGAAGCUUUUAUUUGGAAGAAUUACAGUGAUUGAUGAUGAAAUUACAAAAGGGUAUGAGUUGAAUUCAGAGGUUAUUGGUAAAGUACAAGGAUUUCAUUUGGUUAGUUCAUUGGAUGGAAGUAGUCAAACCAUGGCAUUUACAGCUUUGUUUGGUAAUGAAACACAUGAAGAUGAUGAUGCUAUUAAUUUCUUUGGAGUGCAUAGAAUGGCUACACAUGAGUCCUAUAUUUCUGUUGUUGGAGGAAUCGGUAAAUAUGAAAAUGCAAGAGGGUAUGCGAAAAUUGAGACGUUACAGUUACCUUAUGAAGACAGAAAUACUAAUGGGAUGGAAACAAUUUUUCAGAUUACUGUCUACUUAGGAAGUUAGGAUAUAGAUAGAUUAUAGAUUGUUCUUUUUUGUACUUUGUUUUAUAGUAAAGAAGAUCUCAUUAUUCUUUGUAGGAAAAGAUGCAAUACUACUAUGUAUCUGGAUGAAUGAAUGUGUAAAAUAUUUAUUUA
Messenger RNA from Trifolium pratense (red clover), 944 nucleotides. Its product is annotated as dirigent protein 9-like. Lineage: Eukaryota; Viridiplantae; Streptophyta; Magnoliopsida; Fabales; Fabaceae. Bases 1 to 813 code for a protein of 270 amino acids. The transcript has a single exon. The record is from RefSeq and is a predicted model, not a curated record.